Molecule: messenger RNA, 1303 nt
Organism: Daktulosphaira vitifoliae (grape phylloxera)
Lineage: Eukaryota; Metazoa; Arthropoda; Insecta; Hemiptera; Phylloxeridae
Exons: 2
Coding region: 560-1303 (247 amino acids)
Source: RefSeq, a predicted model, not a curated record
AUUUUUAAGUUAAUCUUAUAUAUAUAAAAUCUAAUGUCAGAUUUUUGUCCGCGAUGGACGCCGAAACUACUGAACCGAAUUUUAUGAAAUUUGGCAUAAAUGUGCGAUUAGGUCUAACUUAGAACAUAGGAUAGUUUUUAUUUUGAUUGAUGGCCUUAUUUAUUUUUUAUAAUAUAAAAUAAAUAAAUAUAAAUAAUUAUUUUCUCAUAGAUGGCGUUAUGAAACGGUAUUAAAGUUAUGUAAGUGUCCAAUAGAUAGCGCCUGUCCACGUGUAUUUUCUUUCAAUAAUUGUAAUUGUAAUGACAAUAGAACGAUCAAGAAUCUUCGCGACGGAUAGGCAACCAAAAUACAUAUAUGCACGAAUAUUCUCGAUCGGCCAUAAAAAGAAUAUUCUAGACCCACUACACACUAUAAAACGGCGCAACAUAAUUAUAACGAUAUAUAUUUUGUGUUUGUAAUAAUUUGUGAUCUCUGCUAAGACACGUUAAUUUUUUUGUAAAUUUUGCGUAUAUAUUACUGAAUAACAUCGCGCAAAUUGAUUUGGAUAUUGAUUAAUAAAAUGCCACCGAAAAAAUCGAACCUUUCCGCGAGUAGUAGAGAGGCACGGCGCAAACGUGCAAAAAGAAGUUUUCGGUCAGCACAGCAACAUGAAGAACAUGAAAGACAGCGAACCAGUCGCGAAUUACAACUUGGAUCAUUUGUUCGUCUUGCCUUUGAAUAUGCACCGGAUAUUAAUUACUCUGCGCAUUCUUUAAUUUCCAUCGGUGAAAUGAACAAAGUAUGCCAAUAUUGUCAGGCGUUGAAAUUCCCCAAUGAAACACCUGGACUGUGUUGCGCAUCAGGAAAAGUUGUACUGGAGCCGCUUCCAUCUCCGCUGGAACCUUUACAAUCACUUCUUGCUGGCCAAUCUGAUGAUUCAAAAUUAUUUUUGAGCAAGAUUCGUAAGUUUAAUUCUUGCUUCCAAAUGACGUCUUUUAGGGCAACAAAAAUUUGUGAUCUCACAUCCGAUGGUAAUUACUUCGAAUCUACAUUUAAGAUACAAGGUCAGGUUUAUCAUCAAAUUGGGUCAUUGAUGCCGAUGCCUGAUACUGAACCGAAGUUUCUGCAAAUCUAUUUUAUGGGAAAUUGUGAAGAACGCGUAUCAACCCGCUGUGUUCAUAAUUUUAUUGAACGAGCAGAUGAGAGAGCAAUUGUGGAAUCAUUGGAAAUUUUUUUAGAAAAUCGAAACCAACUUAUUCAGUUGUUCAAACGUGUAUCGCCACAAUUAUUAAACGACAACUAUCAAAUUGUUAUUAAGGCNUAA